Kockovaella imperatae is the source of this 2238-nucleotide messenger RNA. RefSeq names its product cytidine deaminase-like protein. The coding region runs from base 126 to 1940 and encodes 604 amino acids. The transcript has 9 exons. Gene Ontology annotation, biological process: 'de novo' IMP biosynthetic process. Lineage: Eukaryota; Fungi; Basidiomycota; Tremellomycetes; Tremellales; Cuniculitremaceae. Gene Ontology annotation, molecular function: phosphoribosylaminoimidazolecarboxamide formyltransferase activity; IMP cyclohydrolase activity. Gene Ontology annotation, cellular component: cytosol. The record is from RefSeq and is a predicted model, not a curated record.
CGACACAUGGAUUUUUUCCCCUAAAUCUCGCCGACAUGAGUGAGAGUUGAGAGCGUAGUUGAGCAUAGUUGAGCAUAGUUGAGCAGCUGCCUCUCAACCUCCCCUAUUGCUGCGUGACAAUCACAAUGUCGGACGCACCGAUUGCUCUUCUCUCUGUCUAUGACAAGACUGGCCUAUUGCCAUUUGCCAAAAGUCUAAAAGACUUGGGUUUCCGACUAUUGGGAAGUGGUGGCACGGCCAAACAGAUAAGAGAGGCCGGUAUCGAGAUCGAAGAUGUCUCCUCCAUCACCAAAGCACCUGAAAUGCUAGGAGGACGAGUCAAGACUCUGCAUCCUGCUGUUCAUGGAGGAAUCCUGUCUCGAGACAUCGAAUCAGACCUUGCAGAUCUCUCGGCCAAUUCUAUAGCUCCCAUCUCCAUCGUGGCUUGCAAUCUCUACCCCUUCGUACUUCAAACGGCCAAGCCUGACUGCACUUUGGCUGGAGCCAUAGAGGAGAUCGAUAUCGGAGGUGUGACUCUACUUCGAGCAGCGGCGAAGAACCACAUCCGAGUGACCAUCGCAUCUCAACCUUCCGACUACGAUACCAUUAUCUCCGAGUGGAAGAGCUCUGGAAAGGUUUCUGAUGCCACAAAGCGAGGAUUGGCCUUGAAGGCAUUUGAACAGACAAAAGGUUACGACGAGGCCAUCUCCGACUACUUCAGGAAGGUGUACAGCUCUUUGGGCUCUGAAGCGGAGUUGAAAGCGGGUGCAGGAGUCGAAUAUCAGAGAUUACCGCUCAGAUAUGGCGCCAACCCGCAUCAGAAGCCUGCUCAAGCGUUUGUCGAACAGGGAGAAAUGCCUAUCACAGUCGUCUCUGGUUCUCCCGGUUACAUCAACCUUUUGGAUGCGCUUAAUUCGUGGGCCCUCGUUAAAGAGCUCUCUGCAGCUCUCGACCUCCCAGCAGCCGCUUCCUUCAAGCAUGUCUCGCCCGCCGGAGCUGCCGUCGGACUUCCGCUCAAUGACAUAGACGCAAAAGUAUUCGGGGUGGAGGAUAUCAAAGACAUGUCCCCGUUGGCAUGUGCCUACGCUCGGGCCAGAGGCGCCGACCGAAUGUCUUCAUUCGGUGACUUUAUCGCCUUGUCUCACACCGUCGACACGCCUACUGCCAAGAUCAUAUCGCGAGAAGUAUCAGACGGUGUGAUCGCCCCUGGUUUCGAACCGGAAGCGCUCGAGAUUCUGCAGAAGAAGAAGGCUGGGAAGUAUUGCGUCCUCCAGAUGGACCCGGCGUACGAGCCACCAGAGAUUGAGACCCGUCAGGUGUAUGGAAUCUCCCUUCAGCAGAAGCGAAACGACUGCAAGAUUGAUUCUUCAUUGUUCAAAAACGUGGUGACCAAGAACAAGGACCUCCCGGAAUCCGCUCUGAUUGACCUCACAGUCGCCACCCUUGCUCUGAAAUACACUCAAUCCAACUCUGUCUGCUAUGCCCUCAACGGCACUGUCAUCGGUCUUGGAGCUGGUCAGCAAUCCCGUAUUCACUGUACCAGGCUGGCAGGUGACAAGGCCGACAACUGGUGGCUGAGGCAUCAUUCUCGCGUUCUGGAUCUGCCAUUCAAGAAGGGGACCAAGAGAGCAGAUAAGGCCAACGCGAUUGAUCAAUUCGUCACCGGUAUUGCGUUCGAGUCAGAAGGAGGAGAGAGGCAACAAUGGGAAGGGCUAUUCGAGACUGUCCCAUCACCAUUGACAGCGGAAGAAAAGGCAUCGCAUAUGUCUCAGCUGAAGAACGUCGUCUGCUCUUCUGAUGCGUUCUUCCCCUUCCCCGACAACGUCCAUCGAUGCGUCAAGAGUGGUGUAGGAUAUAUUGCAGCUGCUAGCGGCAGCAUCAUGGAUCAGCAGUGCAUCAAGGCGGCGGACGAGGCUGGGAUCGUCUUCUGUCACACUGACCUGCGGCUCUUCCACCACUAAGGUUGGUGGUCUAGGUCUAGAUUUCCGUUGAGUCUCAGGUGGCAUUUGCGGAAGUGGGUUAGCAGAUAUGUUCUGUAUUGCCUGCGGAAUAGAAUACAUCAUAUGUGUCCUAGACUCGGCGUGCAUGAAGUCUCUGAGGGAGGAGGUGGGGAAAUGAAAGAUGAGAGUGAUAUCAGCGUCCGCCCUCGGGGUCACCGGUUGAAUUGAGCCGAAGCGUGUUCGGUAAUUGAAAAAAAUCGUCAGCCUUUUUUCAACUUCAUUUGAAAAAAAGAAAGAAAGAAAGAAAGAAAGAAAGAAA